Messenger RNA from Oncorhynchus gorbuscha (pink salmon), 4510 nucleotides. Its product is annotated as coiled-coil domain-containing protein 110-like. Lineage: Eukaryota; Metazoa; Chordata; Actinopteri; Salmoniformes; Salmonidae. The transcript has 4 exons. Bases 284 to 1906 code for a protein of 540 amino acids. The record is from RefSeq and is a predicted model, not a curated record.
UUGGAACCAGAAUGCCGGUUACCAUGGUAACAUUACGCUAUGAUUUAUUGGGGAGCACGAAGUUUAGCAAGUCUUGAAACUAAUGAGCUACGAUUAUUAAUUAGCAGUUAGAACGUGUCAUGUUCAAGCAAACAGAGUUUCUGCAGAGGGGACCAAACGUGGUGUCAUCUAGCCAUCACCCCAGAGAGCAUCAGCAGCUUGAGAAGGCUCCUGCACACCUGAGGCCCCUCUGUCUCCAAGAGAAGGCAACAAGGUUGAGUGGAGCACACUGGUUUCACAGCACAUGGAGAUAACACGGCCUCUUCGUAAUUGUAACAGCAAAUCAGGGAUAUCUUCAGAAAAGUUUAACAACGUUUCAUUGAUGAAAGAAACAAAUGAAUCAGAGACGCGUAGCGCAUCCUACAGGCAUUCACCGACGCCGUUCGACUCUGCCUGCUCCCCGAGACGCAUUGGCUCAGGAGACCGAGCUCUCGUGACAAACUAUACAUCUGAGAUGAUAGUCGAUUUGGGGAAUACGGUGGACAGACUGAGAAACACUCUGGUGUCACUGGAGGAGGACAACCUGAGCCUCAACAAGAAGAUAAGAGAAAACACGACGGAAGACCGCCCAUCUUUGGCCAAUCACAAUGUCUUAAGCUCAACAAGUGGCAACAAUUCACAGGAACGCCCAUCUUUGAUCAAUCACAAUGUCUUAGGCUCAACAAGUGGCAACAAUUCACAGGAAAUGGCUGGUGAUCACAGUCCCGCCUUCAAACUCAAUACCCACACUGUCACUUUCAACAUUGCCAAAACAUACCCAGAAAGUCAGAGGCAAGAUACACCAUCCAAGAUAGAGGAGACUAGGAUGAGAGAGAUGCUCAAAAUGGAGAGCCUAUCCUUGGAGGACAGGUGCGUUCACUUGGAGAAGGAGAAACAGGACUUGCGGAGGAAGCUGCGGAAGACGGAGGACUACUGCAAGGAGUGCGUCCGCGAGCUCAAGAGGAUCCUUCCAAAGUACGAGGACCUCAAAGCAUGGAAUAAAACCCUGGAUAAGCGCAACAAGCAGCAGGCCGCAGAGAACCGCAGACUCGUCAACGCUCUUGAGGCUGAGAGCCAGGCAGGGGAGAGAUCCGGGGAUCCCAGCCUGGUUCGGGAGCCCAAAGAAGGGGAUGGUGACAACCGGGUGUGGGUUCAACUGGAGAGGGCCAACGAUCGCUGCACCCAGCUCACCCAGGAGAAGGGGCAGCUGGAGGACCGAAUGGACUCGCUGGCAAGGGAGGUCAGCCGGCUCACGAACGAGCUGGAUAUGAGCUGGGCUGAACUCCAUCGGCUGGGGGUCAGGUGUAGAAGCUCCCUUGAGGGGAGCACGACUAGGGACGGCAGCCCUCUGGCCUCGUCGGGCAACAAACACCAACACCUAGCCGAAUGCAUCCUAGACAGCGUGGGGAAAGAGCGCAAGGCCCUGUCGGGCUCCGUGGCCCAUCUCAAAGAGGAGAACAAGACACUACGAGAGAACCUCAAGCAGAGCGUCAAGAGGGGUGAGGAGGCAGAGGGCGGAGCCAAGCAGCUGAAGGGAUUGCAGGCCAUGUUAGAAAGCUGCCUGCUCACGGUGCAGCAGGAGAAAGACCUGCUAAUGCUGGAGGUACGGCAGCUCCACCAGGAGUACAUUGAUCUCAGCAGUAGCAUCUCGCUGCAGCUGAGAGAGAGGAGCCCCGUCACCACUGCCAGGAUAUUAGCAGGGUCACAUGAGGUGAUUGAUGAUGGAGCCAGGCAGCAAGAGAGUCCAAGGCAGCCUCUGAACAGCAGCCCUAUUACCAGAGAAAUGCUGGAUGGCCCUGUAGGCGGAGAGGCAAUUGACCAUAUAAGGAAGCGUUUCGAGGAGCAGAGAGCCCAGAGGUACAAAAACAUCAUCAAUCAGAAUGAAUGAGGCUGUAGCUGGAUCAGUCGGCCAGGCAGACUGGGUGUUGACCUCUACCUCCCGUACCACGACCUGUGUGACAGAGGAGUCAGGAGGAGUCAAACAUACUGUAGCUUAUCGUAGAGCUCUCUGCACCACUUUACCAACAAUGUGCCCGUCACAGUCAUGUACCAUAUGCACAGUAUAGAUUUUAAUUCCCUGAUUAUAUUAUGCUUUUCAAAUUAUUUUGUCAGUGUUAUCAUUUCUGAUGUUAUUUACUUGAGAAUUCGAACUACUGUAGAUAACUGACAUAUCAAGGCUUGGGACGAUGCCAGUAUUACCAUACUCGUUAGUAAUGUUGCAAGGAAACAAAACAUGAAGUGGAUUUCACUUCUUUACGAAAACCGCUUUGAUGUUGGAAACAAACAUCAUUAUGUUGUCAUCCAGAGUCACAUGUAUUUAUUUUCCAAGCUAUAGCACAUAAAAUGUUAUAUAUAUAACAGGUUUUUAAAGGACCAAAGAGUUUGGUCUGCUUCAUGUUUUAAUUUCUGUCAUGGGGAAAAAAUAUUGUGAUAGCGGUCAAAGGCACUGCAUCUCGGUGCACGAGGCGUCACUACAGUCCCUGGUUCAAAUCCAGGCCGAAUCACAUCCGGCUGUGAUUGGGAGUCCCGUAAGGCGGUGCACAAUUGGCCCAGCGUCGUCUGGGUUUCACCGGGGUAGGCAGUCAUUGUAAAUAAAAAUGUAUUCUUAACUGACUUGCCGAGUUAAAUAAAAAAAAUCAUCCCGGACCUAUUUGUUGCUGUUGUGGAUCACAUGCCCCAUGUAGUUUCAGUUGGAGAAGGUCUGGAUAUUUUUGGACAGUAGGGGGAGCUGUUGUAUCAUUCAUGAGACACCUCUCUAUUGGGAUCUAUUAGACCUCAACAGCCAAAAGGUUUAACCAAAAGGGGUCAUCACAGUUUAUGUUGGUAGUAUGUAGUCUGCUGUAUGCAUCAUUCAUUCUAACAUGUCUAAUCAACAUCCAUUGGGCAUUACAAUCCAGUUGGUGAGGUUUUAUAUUUGAUUCCCUUGUUUAUAGGCAGGCCUAGUAUUGUAGUGUUUGCUAUUUUGCACCCAAAGACCCAAUAAGUCAGAUGGAAACCCACCAUUUUGAGUUAACACUUUAUUUGGAUAAUCCAUAUGUAGAUGCUCUACAGACUAUCUACUAACCCUAACCGUAACCCUUACCCUAACCGUAACAACCCUUACCGUGGCAAGCAGUUGCUUAUCAACGGAUAGUAUAACGAUCUGCAGAGAUUCUACAGAUGGACUAUCUGCAUUAUCCUAAUAAGGUGUGACCCCUUUUGACUCCUUAUGGUUACACAGAUGGAAGAUGAGCACAUUAGGAUUCUGUAUACCCCGCUAGCCAUGCCAUGCUAAUCAUUGGAUGGCUUUUGUGGGACUAUAUGACUCACAUCUCAGCGUGUCUUGAGGCUUUCAUUCUUGUCCGUUACCCAUCUGUCUGGCAGUAAGAGUUGUUGUGUUGCAUUGUUGUCAUCAGGCCACUUAUGCUUAGCUACUCCUGCCAACUUUAGUCUAUUUAGUCAUUUCAGGAAGAAAGAACCCCAUUCUUUGACAGAAUCAAUACAUAUUUCUUUGUCUCCCCCCGAAAACACGUUUUACUUUCUGACUUGUCCCAUUUGUCUGGCAGAAAGAAAGAUGUAUUGCAUUGUCAUCAGGCCACUUAUCCUGAGCAACUUUAGUCUAUUGAAUAAUUUCACAAAGUAAAAACUCCAUCGUUUGACAGAAUCAAUACUUUUUUGUUAUGUCUCCCGGGAAAAAUAUUUUUGACCUUCAUGACAUUCAUUCUCUCACUGAUACCUCACUGAUGUAACUGCUGCUGUCAUUACAUGCUACAGUCAGCAUGUGAGUCAUUAAAUAAUUAUUUAAUGUCUAUCUGUCGUAAGAAAAUAUUAUAUGGGCAUUUGAUAUUGAUUCUGUUUCACAAAUACUCAUACUAGCCUAUAACUCGCAUUCUGUCAAUGGAUUCAUAGGCUUUGACUUCAAAAUGUUAGAUGGAUGGAAAGCCAAGCGGUAAGUCAUCAACUUCACUGCUUGCAUCCUAAUGUGAUUCCGUAGUGAACACAGACCGUAUCAAAGGGAAAAUGACAUGCGUCUUAAACCACAUUGCUCAUGUCCUUCAGACUUGAUUUAGAACGGGGGGCAGCUCCCCCCCCCCCCCCCCACGGGCUCCGCUCUCUGUAAGCCGCAGGUCAAUAACUUUCGACAGCCUGAUAAACCAUUAUUGGUUUACGUGCUGAAUGGUCCAUGAAUGAGUUACUAAAAACAGAGGCAUUGAACCAAUCCCCGCCACACAACCGCAGUGAUGGGCUAAGAAACAGGAAGAAAGGACAGCCUCUUAAAUGAUCCAGAAAUAUAGUGAGGACAUAUUCUAGCGGUAAUGAGACUGUUUGCUGCAACCAAAGGCGAGGGAGGGGUUCCGGAUCUGUCAUGGACUGUCUAAUAAUAUAGCGUACAUAUAAUUGUGCCAGAGUUGCGAUAUACACUGAGUGUACAAAACAUUAGCAACAUCCUAAUAUUGCGUUGCACCCCCUUUUGCCCUUAGAACAGUCUCAAUUUGUCGGGGCAUGGACUCUA